Ornithodoros turicata is the source of this 5649-nucleotide messenger RNA. Its product is annotated as A.superbus venom factor 1-like. Gene Ontology annotation, molecular function: endopeptidase inhibitor activity. Lineage: Eukaryota; Metazoa; Arthropoda; Arachnida; Ixodida; Argasidae. Bases 104 to 5185 code for a protein of 1693 amino acids. Gene Ontology annotation, cellular component: extracellular region. The transcript is spliced from 39 exons. The record is from RefSeq and is a predicted model, not a curated record.
GGGUGAUUUCACCACAAGAUGAAACUUCGGUGCCAAACCCUGCGGAAGUGUUACGUGGCCGUAUUUUAACGGCAGAAAACAGUAGCAAAGCGUUCACACCACAAUGUGCAGUCCACACUGCGCCAUGGUGUUCCUCGUAGUCUUGGGGAUACUAACGUGCUUCAAUAUUGCGUCGGCUAAUGAUUGCUAUGUGGUGGCCCCCAACGUGCUACGAGUUGGCUCUAAGGAGCAUCUAUCAGUCGUCGUCGAAGGUCAACAACAAAAUGUGGCCGUUACGCUGCGUGAACAUUCAGGCCCGCAGAGGACAUUGUUUACGUGGAAUGGCGUUGUAACGUCUGGUGCGUCUAAAAUUGUGGACGUUACGUGGAAGGAAGACGUCCUCCAUGCUGUUGAUCUCAACGGCACGUCAAACUUUUACGUCGUUCUCAAUGUAAAAUGUGGUAGCCAGAGUCCCAUGGAAACGCAACUGCUGGUGAGCCCUGCUACAGCUAACCACAUCUUCAUCCAGACAGACAAGCCCAUUUACCACCCCAAAAGCAAAGUGCGUAUACGUCUGAUAUCGUUGGAUGAACGGCUGCGGCCAUUGCAGAAGAACAUUACGCUCCAACUGAAGAACCCACAGGAAAUCGUCGUCCAGGAACACAUCAUUAGUCCGUGGAAUACUCCGAUCUUCAGUGGUGAGUUUGACCUUCCUGAGAGAACCAUGCUUGGAGAAUGGACGAUUGUCGCCCUGCACGGCUACAAGAAUCACCUGAACUACACAACGACCUUCAAAGUAGACAAAUAUGUGCUCCCUCGAUUUUCGGUGGACGUAAGGACAGAAAAGCCGUACAUUUUGGAAGAUACCGAAUCAGUUGAAGUAUCUGCAACAGCAAAAUUCGUGAACAAGCAGAAUGUUCAAGGAUACGCGAUAUUUCGCUUUGGCGUAAAGUACGACACGAGUCAAAUUGAGUGGGUAGGAAGGAGUCAGCAGCCCAAACAGCUGAAAGAUGGAACAGCAACCUUCUCCCUGAAGAAAGGAGAUUUUCGUGGAAAAUAUACCGACCAACAGUGGCUGGCGCUACAUAGAGGACACGCGAAGCUGGUGAUUGAGGCGAACGUCACUGAAGAUGCGACAGAAGCAAAAGAAUCGGGGCUUUCCGAUCAAUGCGUGUUUUCAACCAGUCCCUACGUAAUCUCCUUGGAAGAUAACCAACGAACGUUCAAGCCAGGAGUCAACCUCUUCAUUCUGGCUAAGGUGUCGUAUCUGACGGGCGAUCCUGCCAAAGGUGUUCACUUGAUCUUGAAAGCCAAUGGGAGCAUCGUGAGAGACGCCGAAAAGGAAACAAACGAACAUGGACUGGCAAGCUUUCUUAUGGAAAUUCCAGAAACAACUCACAGCGUUAUUACCGUUCAGAUCGAAACUGCGUCCAGACGUUUGCCAGAAAAACAACGGGCGAAAGCGACCACCCGCCUAGAACCGUAUAAAACACCCCGUAACGGCUUUAUAGCGAUCCAGAGGAAUGACCCCAUGACUCCCGUGAAAGUUGAUCGAGAGUACAGCGCCGUUCUUUUUACAAAUUUGAAUGCGAAAUUUGGUGCUUACUAUACGGUCAUAUCCAAGGGGCGAGUGCUCUUCACAGCGGAAUUAAAAGGAGGAACAGUGCAGAAAAGUAUUUCAUUUCAAGUAACAGAAGAUAUGGUACCAAGCUUCCGAGUGGUGGCCUUUGCAAAAGUGCGUGACAUUAGGACAAAUACUCUCACCGUGCUCAGCGAUUCUAUUUACGUCCGCACGGAACGUUCUUGCGAUAAGAACUCAAAGACAGAAGUGCUCCUCGAAGAUAAGGAAACGGAGCCUGGUACUGCUCAAACAAUCACAAUCAAGGGAGAAGAGGGUACAGUUGUGGGCCUCCUGGGUGUUGACAAAGCGGUUUACUUACUGCACAAGAAAGGUCUCCUUACAUUUGACAAGGUGUUUUCUGCCUUGGAAUCCAAAGACCUGGGCUGCGGCAUGGGUGGUGGAGUUGACACCAACGAGGCCAUCUUAAAAUCAGGGGUAGUUGUCCUAUCGAGAUACCUACAUCCUACUCGCAGAAAUGACUUAUCAUGCCAUGAAAGACAUCGGAGACGAAGAGAGGCUACUCAAAAUAUUGCGGAAGAGUACGAAGAUCCAGGUCUUCGCAAUUGCUGUGAGCAUGGAAUCAGGAGGGAUCCUUACCACAAGACGUGCGAUGUCCGUGUGCAACAGCUUCAGGAAAUAGUACAGCCCGAGAAACAAGCGGACCUGGAUUGUAUUGCAGCAUACCAACGUUGUUGCUUGUUUAGAGAGGAAAAGGACGAAGAAGCUGGAGGUAUCAUGGCAAGAUCAUUCAGUGACAUUGACAGCAUUUACCCCGACAAUAUGCUGGGACCCGUGAAUGACAGGGAUGUGCGUAAGGACUUCCGCGACACCUGGCUGUUUGAUACCGUCAUAAUUGGCGCUUCUCAUGAAGCAAAGCACGAGACUACCCUGCCGGAUAGCAUCACCACCUGGGAGUUGGGAGCCGUUAGUGUGUCUCCACGUGGUGGGAUAUGCGUGGCAUCACCAGCAGAAAUCACCACCUUUAAGCCGGUCUUCAUAGAGAUGAACCUGCCGUAUUCCGUCGUUCAAAAUGAACAAAUUGAAGUACCAGUCACACUCUACAACUAUGGAAAGGAGGAGCUAAAGGCUAAGGUGUUUCUUCAAGGGACACGAGGCAUCUGCUCGUCAGCCAUAGAAGGAGAAAUAUCUCCAAUUCAAAAAAUCAAAGUUCCCAAGGGGAGCGGUCGUACAGUAGUAUUCCCUAUUGUUCCCUUGGAAACUGGAGACCGAUACAUCCAGGCCUCCGCCUUCACCACCAACGGGGCAGACAGCGCUCGAGUACGAUUGAGAGUCGAACCACCGGGAAAACCCGCAAAAAAGGACAUCACGUUGGUUCUGGAUCCACUGAACGAAAGGAAGAGAAAACAGAGAAGUGUAUCAUCACACGAGUACAAAGACACAAUCUCUGAUAACACGAAAACUCAGUUGGUGGCUUUGAAAGUCCCUGAUCUCAAGAACGCAGUACCUGGAACUGAGCACUGUGAAUUGAGCGUUAUCGGAGAUAAAUUAGGACAGGCUUUAGAAAUAGCGAUAAGCGACCCUGCACACCUGGUUAGGAUCCCUACUGGAUGUGGAGAGCAGACCAUGAUAUAUCUGGCCCCAACGCUGUACACCUACGGCUACUUAAAGGCGUCGAACAAAAUAACUGGAAAAUCAGAAGACAAGGCUCUUGAUGCCAUGCGGAAAGGAUACGCGCGGAUACUGACAUACCGUCAGCCUAAUGGGGCAUAUGCAGCAUGGCUUGACCGCAAAGCAAGUCAAUGGCUUACAGCAUUUGUAGUCAAGAAUCUAUGCGAAGCGAGGAAAUGGAUAAGAGUCGACGAGCAUGCUGUCACCAGCGCGCUUGCCUUCCUCAUCAGCAAGCAAAAUGUGGACGGGAGCUUUGUGGAAGACUCGCCUGUCGUCCACACCGAAAUGCUGGGAGGAGUGAAAGCUGCAGUCCCCAUGACCGCUUUCGUCAUGAUGGCGUUUUCAGAAUGCAUUAACGACGGAGUACAGGUAGAUAAAUUAAACGUCUCAAACGCGCGAGCAGCCGCGUACCUGGACAGAAAUCUAAGGCCAUCAUCUGAGGAGUACACACUGGCACUUGCUGCGUACGCCUUCGCCGUGGGAAACAACCCUUCGAGGUCUAAAGUGUUGCAGUAUCUAAAGAACGUCGCCAGUUACGCAGAAGGAACCAACAUGCGACACAUUCCUGCACCAACGCAGUCGCUUACUAUUGAGGCAACGGCAUACGCGCUUAUGAGUUUAGUCAAUGAGGGAAGCGAUCGGGAUUAUAUCGAAAGCUUUGUCAACUGGAUGAACAAGCGAUUUCGCCCAACCGGUUCCUCCAGCUCGACACAGGACACCGUAGUCGGCCUCCAGGCUCUUGCCAAGUACGCCAUAUACAGCAAGGAAGACCUGAUGGACAUCACGUGCGAUAUUACCCUCAGUUCCGACAGGAACUUCAAUCAGACCAUCAGGAUUAAACGAGACAACAGCCAUAUAGCCAAUCGUAUCCAGGUCCCGCAUCGUCCUGGGGCAGACGUGUUUCUAACAGCACGAGGUAAAGGAACUGCAAAUGUGAUGUUCACCACAUCUUACAACGUGGCUGCAGGCAAAGAUGAACUCUGCAAGUUUGAUCUUCAUGUGAACUUCACGGAGUUGUCCAUGCAAGAAACAUUGGAUUACAGAAAUCAGACUAACAGGAAACUAAGGAACAAGAAACCCUACAGGAUGAACGUAUGUGCCAGGGCUUCCAGAGUCGGAGACACCGGCAUGGCGAUCAUUGAUGUGGGCAUCCUUAGUGGAUUCUCUCCUGACCCUGAUGAUCUUGAAAAGAUCCAGACUAAGGACUUUAUCGACGCUUUCGAGACAUCGAACCGCGCCGUCGUGUUCUACUUGAAAUCCAUCCCACAUGACAAGGAAGUCUGUCUGCAAUUCCAUGUCAUCAGGCAAUACAUCGUAGGAAAUAUGCAAUCCAGCUACGUUCGCGUUUACUCAUACUACGACGUUGAAACCGCCUGCACGCAGUUCUACGCCCCUGACUCGGCUAGCCCUUUGCUGAAGACACGGUGCGAAAAUACAGGUGUCUGCCGAUGCGCAGAAGGAGGAUGCCCGUUGGAGAACCCCCUUAAGAAAUUUAUGGAGGAUCCGCAAGCAAAGCUGGUUGGAGGUAACGGAACCAUCUCACGCGAUACACAGAGAGAACUUCUCAGGGAAUUCGCAUGCGAUAAAGCGGAUUUUGUUUGGAUCGGAACGAUAGAGCAGCAGAAGCCGGCAGACGGAUUCUUCAAUAUCGGCUUCCGGGUCAAUCGGACUCUAAAGCAAGGAUAUGAAGAUGACCUUAAUGGACAAGUUCGUCGACUAAAGAUUCGCGAUAGGUGCCACCAGUUCAAAAGUCUAAAACCAAACAAAAGGUACAUUCUGAUGGCUCCCGACUCUGAAAUACAGGAAGAAAUUGAAGGAGUUGAACAGAUCGUCUAUCACAUCGACCAGAGUUCGCUUCUGUUCGAAAAAGAGCGGAGGAUGAGAGCGGAAAAGCAACUGGUAAACUGGUUCGUGGGAGAGUUUGAAAAAAAUAAGGGAGAGUACUGCCCUUCGUGAGGCUCACUGAGGGUCGCCCUUCUCCAGCUUGUGACGAAACGAGAAGACCCAGUGGAUAAGAAGGAAGGGAAAUACUCAUCUGGUACCAAAACCUUUAUUGUGUGUGUAAAAUGAUGUGGUGCAGAGAAAAAAAUGUUGACGUGAGCACAAAAUAUGCGACCCAUUUAUGUAACACAUUGUUAUAAGUAUGGAGAAUAGAGGAAAGACCAAGAUAGUAUCAGCUUGCAUAAAAAACUAAAACAACAAAUAUGAAGGAAACACAUAUGUUAUUUAGUCUAAUGGUCUUACUGCUGAUCGUGACACUUAACAAAGCAAUAUGUUACCUAAUGAAAUGGAUUUUGGAUUGUUAUCUGUUCAGUGACAAGCGCACACCUUCAUUGGCCUCUUUCUACGUGUCUGUGUAACCGAAAUCCGCUUUUCACGCUGUAUCUCCGUGAGGAAUCUAUUAAAGUUUCAUGUACUGA